Cadophora gregata is the source of this 1641-nucleotide messenger RNA. RefSeq lists its product as uncharacterized. The transcript is spliced from 6 exons. NCBI's taxonomy places the organism in Eukaryota, Fungi, Ascomycota, Leotiomycetes, Helotiales, Ploettnerulaceae. Bases 1 to 1641 code for a protein of 546 amino acids. The record is from RefSeq and is a predicted model, not a curated record.
AUGGUCAAUGACCAGGGUCACAGUACUCUUACCUCUGAUGGUAUAGAAGCCUUAAGACUGGUUGCUCUCAGAACGUGGAGUCGAAACCUUACAGCGUGGCUUCAUGUGCCCAUAGGAAUUAUAAGCAUUCUUCUUGCAUGUUUUGGCAUUGAUUCUUUGAUUGGGAUGAGCUCAGUGUCGUUCCCAGCAUCUGUUGCUUGCUUGAUCUUGCUGUUGCUUGGUCUGAUUUUAAGCGAUUUUGCUAUUGGAGAUCGCAAGACAAGAGCUAUCGUCAAAGUGAUUGAUAUUCCGGCUGGAUUUGCGCUCCGAUAUCUCAACAUAUUUUUCACACCUUCUUUCAUCCUGCUUCCGCUGAGCCCUCCAAUCGGGGGAAUAGAGGUUGCAAAGAUCAUUGCAGUAUUCCUCAUCGGUUUCGUCGUCGUCAUGGCAGCAACAGCCUACUUCGUUCGAUUUCUCCAACUCCUUCUCGGUUCAUCUAAGCGAGCAAUAACAGCACGAGCCGAAGAAAUGGGCGACGAGACCGACGAGAUUCCCCUCACAGAUAUCACACCAGUAAGAAAUAACUCCCAAGUCACCAUACUCAUGAAUGGAACCAGUACGCCGCGUUCUAUGGACGAAUCUACCAAUGAUUUGAUAGCACCGCAGCGAGCCCAAGAUCCUUCUCUAAUCCGAGGGACUGGUGGGCCGCCAGAAGAAAAUAACACACCCCCAGCGAGUACUCGCCCGAAUCCUAUGUUGCAGACACCGUCUCCUCUCACACGUCCACAGCGCUGGGCAGCGUUCAUCAACUCCAACAUCGAUAGACUUACCUACCUCAUUCUCUUUCUCUUCGUCGGACUUCCCAUCUACUACGGAACAGGCUACGCAAUGCCAGCACAACUCACACUCACAACGAUUGCUUACUUCACCGCCCUCGCUCUCCCUCCAAAUUGGAAACGAGUCUUCCAUCCUGUCCUAGUCUCAGCAACCAUCACUGUACUUGGGGUUUACAUCUUGGGCGUGAUCAAAGGCGACAACCUCCCUACCUCCUUGCACUCCUUCAGAACAGGUACUCGCUAUCUCGACCUCUGGCACGGGAAGAGGAACCUCAGAGCACCAGGAGCAGGAGACGUCCUAGUCAGCAUCCUCGAUGCCGGUAUCGUCGCUCUCGCUCUACCCAUGUUUGCGUACCGGCAAGAGCUCAAGCGGCAUUUCUUCGCCAUCGUCAUACCAAACGUGUCGGUAUCGAUCGGAUCUCUUUUUGGCUAUCCGGCUGUAUGUUACGCUAUUGGGAUUUCGGCUGAGAGGAGUCUUGCUUUUGCCGCAAGGAGUUUGACACUGGCGCUGGCGACGCCGGCGGUGGAGAAUUUGAAGGGUGAUGUCAAUACAAUCGCGGCUUUAGCGAUUAUGAGUGGGAUACUGGGGGCCCUGGUUGGAACACAGAUGCUUGAUUGGAUGCAGAUACCUGAAGAUGACUACGUAACAAGAGGGGUAACUCUGGGAGGUAGUUCGUCUGCGAUUGCUACAGCAGUCUUGCUUCAAAGCGAUCCAAGAGCUGCGGCUUUAUCAAGUUUAAGCAUGAGCUUAUUCGGAAUUAUCACUUUGGCUUUGACUUCAGUUCCAGCAAUCGUAAAGGCCGUUGACUCCUUGGUCGGUUUAUGA